Ornithodoros turicata is the source of this 1914-nucleotide messenger RNA. Its product is annotated as venom metalloproteinase antarease TserMP_A-like. Gene Ontology annotation, biological process: proteolysis. The coding region runs from base 1 to 1896 and encodes 631 amino acids. The record is from RefSeq and is a predicted model, not a curated record. NCBI's taxonomy places the organism in Eukaryota, Metazoa, Arthropoda, Arachnida, Ixodida, Argasidae. Gene Ontology annotation, molecular function: metalloendopeptidase activity. The transcript has 15 exons.
AUGCUGGAACUCAACUGUUCAUCCGAUGACGUCCACCAACUAAUAUGGCGGCUGUCUGCAGUGAACUGCGCAUGCAGCUACGAAUACCAGGAAACUGUCCAUUGUCAAUAUGUUGUAAGUGGUAUAGAGCCUCCUAUUUCCGCAAUUACUGUUGGCACAAAAUUCAUGAGCUACCACGCUCUCGAAAAACAGGAAAGCAAUUCAUCCAACAAGGGAACGAGUACCUGUGUUGGUGGACGAGCCGUUGAGCAAUUGCGUCCUGCACCUGGCCAGCAAGAUGGAGCUGUGCGCAAGUCCUGCGCCUUUAUCUCUGUCCCGGGAACUUUGGACGGUCAACCCUGUCUCCGUAUCAGGAUAAGCGAGCUUGCAGCAGUACAAUCCGAGGAGGCGAUUGUGUACCCUGAGUUCCUAGAGGAAAGGUCCGACAGUGGCGUCCGAACACUCAAGAUCAAGGACGACCUGACGCUGAGCUUAGUGCAGAAGUCGCCGUUUCCUGAACGCCUCCACCUUCGAACGCCCCAACAGGAUGGUUCGGUACUCAACACUUAUGUUUCGUCGUCGCUGUACUCGUCCAAGUUGUUCCAGGAUGAGGACAACUUCGCAUCCCUCGUGGUGACCGACGACAACGGCCUUCAUUUGCAAGGCAUGAUUCGCGAUGAUUUGCGCAUCGAACCUCUGCCCACCGCUGAGCGCUCCUCAGAAGGUCUUGUAGCCCACAGGCUGUACAAGGUGGAAGAAGUGCGUUCUGACACUCCGAUUUACCAGUACGUUUCAGCGCCCGCUUCUAAUAGAGCAGCCCACAGCCUCGACAAGAUGAUUGAGGGCCGAAUAGACAAACGCUUUGCCCGACCAGAAACGCACAUCGUAGUGGACAGCGUCCUAUUUGCAGAGUUCGCAAAGAAUGAGACAGACGUAAUUUUGUACUUGGGAGCAGCUGUCAACGCCGUCAACCUGAGGUACAAGACAGUGAAGACCCUGGACGUUGAAAUUGUCGCCGUUGGGUUUACGUUUUAUGAAAACGGCAACGAGGAAAGGCACUUCUUGAAGUUUGUGCAAGGUGCAAGCUGGGACCAGCAGUAUGGCGUCAUGGGAACAACGCUUAUCGCAUUCAUGUAUUUUUACAAGAACAACCACCCCGACACAUUUUAUGGAGCGGAUUUGCUUUCCUUUGUCACAGGGCGAGAUAUGUGCGCUCUUGAAGGAAACAGGUUCACUUGUGCCGUGACGGGUCUCGGGUAUACAGGAGGUGUAUGUAGCGAUGCAAGGGUGUCUCUGAUUGAAGACACGGCCUGGUCUUUCAGAUUAGUGCGAGGUUUGGCGCACGAAUUGGCUCACAGUCUCGGGUGUGUCCACGAUGGCCAGAGACCUGCUACGUUCAUGGAAGGGCAUCCAGGUGCGGAAAGAUGUCAUUGGAGAGAUGGCUACCUGAUGAGCUACAUAAGAGAGAACAACCGACAGUUCGAAUUUUCCCGCUGCUGCGCCGAGCAAAUAUACUAUGUUUCGCAACGCGAAGACAAGCUAUGCCUGUUCUACAACAACACCGGGAAAAGCGAUCGUGUUGAAACUGACGCUCUACCAGGAGAGCCGCUCUACCGGCGACUGUCGCUGGAUAGACUUUGUCAACUUGCCUUCAGGGACAACACCUAUAUGUUCAAUAAGGAAGCUGGCUUUUCUGGAAAUGGAUGUAAGGUCCCUUGUAGAAGCAGACAAUUCAUUUGGGGGCUCAAUACGUCCUGGAGGAGUGGAGAAGCAGACAGACACGACGGUUCCCCUUGUGACAGUAAGGACAAAAAUAAGCGGUGCAUUCGAGGAGAAUGUCAACUGCACAAACCCUGCAAGAAAUGCCACAACCGUCAAUCACAACCGGAAGCUCCACCAGCAAGAAGGAAACAAUAAACUUCAUUUCUUGUUUGA